This is a messenger RNA of Rhineura floridana, 4503 nucleotides long. It is a transcript of the gene OGDHL, whose product is annotated as oxoglutarate dehydrogenase L. Gene Ontology annotation, molecular function: thiamine pyrophosphate binding; oxoglutarate dehydrogenase (succinyl-transferring) activity. The transcript has 23 exons. Gene Ontology annotation, cellular component: mitochondrion; oxoglutarate dehydrogenase complex. Gene Ontology annotation, biological process: tricarboxylic acid cycle. The coding region runs from base 157 to 3213 and encodes 1018 amino acids. The record is from RefSeq and is a predicted model, not a curated record. Lineage: Eukaryota; Metazoa; Chordata; Lepidosauria; Squamata; Rhineuridae.
CACCCAAUUACCUCAGAGCGCCCAAGCCAGCGACGGAGGCGGCGGCGUCUGUUCCGCUUCUGCUGCCUCUUUUUCUCCUCGACCGAGCGCUUUUGGAGCGCCCGGCUUCCGCGCCUCACGUGACAUAACAGAAUCUGAUCUACGAAACAAACAAAAAUGAGUCAUUUGCGGCUAAUUGCCACUGCCCUGAAAUAUCGUGGUGUUUGUUUUUUGGUGAAGAAAAAUGUAAACAAAAAGGCAUUUCUGCCAAGUCGGAGUUAUGUUUCACCUGGAGCCACAGAACCAUUCUUGAGUGGAAGUAAUUCAAGUUAUGUUGAGGAAAUGUAUUAUGCCUGGCUUGAAAAUCCAAAAAGUGUGCAUAAGUCUUGGGAUUUAUUUUUCCAAAAUGCCACUGCUGGGGCCCUUCCUGGACAAACCUUUCAAACUCCUUUACCAGACUUUUCGGAAAGUAAAACAUCACUUAUUCAAAGCCAUGGGCUGACUAAGUCACCUGGAAAAGCUGAAAAACUGGUUGAGGAUCACCUGGCUGUGCAGUCAUUGAUCAGAGCAUAUCAGAUCCGUGGACAUCAUGUGGCUCAGUUGGAUCCCUUAGGAAUCUUGGAUGCAGAUUUGGAUUCAUUCAUUCCCUCGGAUUUAAUCACUACUAUAGAUAAACUGGAGUUUUAUGGCUUGUAUGAAUCUGAUUUGGACAAAGUGUUCCAGUUACCUACAACUACCUUCAUAGGAGGAAAUGAGACCAUGCUUUCUUUACGAGAGAUCAUCAAGAGGUUGGAGAAUACAUAUUGUCAACACAUUGGGCUGGAAUUUAUGUUUAUUAAUGAUGUGGAACAAUGUGAUUGGAUCCGGCAGAAGUUUGAAACUCCAGGUGUCAUGAAGUUCAACAGUGAUGAAAAACGGACAUUGUUGGCUAGAUUGGUGCGGUCAACAAGAUUUGAGGAUUUCCUUGCCCGGAAAUGGUCGUCAGAAAAGCGCUUUGGUUUGGAAGGAUGUGAAGUAAUGAUCCCUGCUCUAAAAACCAUCAUUGAUAAAUCUAGUGAAAUGGGAAUUGAGUAUGUUAUAUUGGGUAUGCCUCACAGAGGAAGGCUAAAUGUGUUGGCCAAUGUUAUCCGAAAGGAGCUAGAACAGAUCUUUUGUCAGUUUGACCCAAAGCUUGAAGCAGCUGAUGAGGGAUCUGGAGAUGUAAAAUAUCACCUGGGAAUGUACCAUGAGAGAAUCAACCGAGCAACAAACAAAAAGAUCACUCUGUCACUUGUGGCUAAUCCUUCUCAUUUGGAAGCAGUGGAUCCUGUUGUACAAGGGAAGACUAAAGCUGAGCAGUUUUACCGAGGGGAUACUGAAGGAAAGAAGGUUAUGUCUAUACUUUUACAUGGUGAUGCUGCCUUUGCUGGGCAAGGGGUUGUUUAUGAAACCUUUCAUCUGAGUGAUCUUCCAUCAUAUACCACGAACGGCACCAUUCAUGUUGUGGUCAACAAUCAGAUUGGCUUUACUACUGAUCCACGAAUGGCUCGCUCAUCUCCAUAUCCAACUGAUGUUGCUCGGGUGGUCAAUGCACCUAUCUUCCAUGUAAAUGCUGAUGAUCCUGAAGCAGUGAUGUAUGUCUGCAGUGUAGCUGCAGAGUGGAGAAACACUUUUAAUAAGGACGUGGUUAUAGAUCUGGUUUGUUACCGAAGACGAGGUCAUAAUGAAAUGGAUGAGCCCAUGUUCACCCAGCCUUUGAUGUACAAGCAGAUUCACAAGCAGGUGCCUGUGCUGAAAAAGUAUGCUGACAAGCUAAUAGCUGAUGGAACAGUAACACUGCAGGAGUUUGAGGAGGAAAUUGCAAAGUAUGAUAAGAUUUGUGAAGAAGCUUACACUAGAUCCAAAGACAAUAAAAUUCUACACAUUAAGCACUGGCUUGAUUCACCCUGGCCAGGUUUUUUUAAUUUGGACGGAGAACCGAAGAGCAUGACUUGUCCUCCUACUGGAAUUCCUGAAGACAUGCUGACCCAUAUUGGAAAUAUAGCCAGCUGUGUGCCUCUUGAAGGAUUUAAAAUACAUGGCGGGCUUUCUCGGAUUUUGAAAGGUCGACUGGAAAUGACAAAGAACAGAGUUGUUGACUGGGCCUUGGGGGAAUACAUGGCUUUUGGGUCUUUAUUAAAAGAAGGUAUCCAUGUCCGGCUAAGUGGGCAGGAUGUAGAAAGGGGCACUUUCAGUCAUCGCCACCAUGUGCUCCAUGAUCAAGAUGUUGACAAGAGGACCUGUGUUCCUAUGAAUCACCUCUGGGAGCAGCAAGCCCCCUACACUGUAUGCAAUAGCUCACUUUCAGAAUAUGGGGUCUUGGGUUUUGAGCUUGGCUUUGCUAUGUCAAGUCCCAAUGCUCUUGUGUGCUGGGAGGCUCAGUUUGGUGACUUUCACAAUACAGCACAGUGCAUAAUAGAUCAAUUUAUCAGCUCAGGACAAGCCAAGUGGUUUCGCCACAAUGGGAUCGUCCUGCUUUUGCCUCAUGGAAUGGAAGGAAUGGGUCCAGAGCAUUCUUCAGCCAGGCCAGAGAGAUUCCUUCAGAUGAGUAACGAGGACCCUGAUGCUUUCCCACAAUUUGAUGACGAUUUUGAAGUUUCCCAACUCUAUGAAUGCAAUUGGAUUGUAGUGAACUGUUCGACUCCAGCCAGUUACUUCCAUGUCCUCAGAAGGCAGAUCUUGCUGCCGUUUAGGAAGCCUCUGAUUAUUUUCACACCAAAGUCCUUGCUGAGACAUCCUGAAGCAAAAUCCAGCUUUGAUGAAAUGGUAUCAGGUACCAGCUUCAGGCGUGUAAUUCCUGAAGAAGGACCUUCAGCUGAAACUCCUGGGGAGGUGAAACGAGUGAUUUUCUGUACUGGGAAGGUAUACUAUGAUCUUGUUAGAGAGCGGAAGAACCAGGAUUUGGAAAAGGAAGUGGCGAUAACCAGAUUGGAACAGAUCUCCCCUUUCCCUUUUGACUUGUUAAAAGAAGAAAUUGAGAAGUAUGCUAAAGCUGAUCUUGUAUGGUGUCAAGAAGAGCACAAGAACAUAGGCUUUUAUGACUAUGUCAAACCUCGUUUCCGAACCAUUGUGAACCAUAUUCGACCUAUAUGGUAUGUUGGCCGUGAACCAGCUGCUGCUCCGGCAACUGGCAACAAGAACACUCAUCUGGUGUCACUCAGAAGAUUUUUGGACACAGUUUUCAACCUUGAAGCAUUUGAAGGAAAGAUGUUUUGAUUAUAAUACAGUGGCCCAUCUUCUCCACAUGUAGUAUAUUAUUCAUGUAUUUAGGGAAGGCCAUGACCAUAACAGGAAAUAAAAAUCAAUGGGAAAAUAUUUCUUGGGAUUUUCUUGAGGUUGGCUCUUUCAAAGAACUCUGCUAAGUCUCUUCUAAACUACUGUGUAUGUUAUAAAUGCUAAGCACGCCUCUUAAUUCUGAUCCAGUUAUUGCUGUUUUAUGGAUUACAUCACAGCUACCUCUUGGUGAAGAGAAAGAAGAAAUCUUUUUUUUCUUUAAAUUUAAAUCUUUGGAAUAUUAAAGAGAAAGUGGACUGGUUUGCAUAUUUUAAUGAGAUUUCUUUUCAUCAGAUCCUUGUUUAUGUUUUACUGCAGCUUGUAUGAAUCAUCUCAUAUAUAGUUCAAAUAGUCAACAUUUCGUUUUAUAGAUUCUAUCCUGCCCCUCAGCCAUUCUUUGUUGAAUUCUUGUGUGUGAAUGCAGCACACAACGUAGCGGAAAAUACUUGCUUUCCAUUUAGUCACCAGAACUAAUUGUUAGAGUUGCUUCUGCAGUUUUUUAAUGCAUAGGUAUAAAGGCUCAUCCUUGAAGAUGUGUGUGCAAGUUCAUGUAAGAAGAGUUUCAUGCAUGUCUACUGCUUUGUUAAGUUUGAUACGUGGCAGACUUCCUGGUCAGUUAAAUUGACAGUACUGUAAAAACAGGUGCAGAAGUAUGGUAACAACAUGAUACCUUGUUAUAUUUAUUUAUUAUGAGGGAUGUGUUAAUCAUGUAAUUUUGAAGUUAUUCUGAGUCUCACCAUAUUGAAGGUCAGAAUUAUUUUUCAUAGCACUUUUUCACUUUGCAGUGUAGCUUUUAAAUUCCAAUUUAAUUCUCAAAAGGUUAGUCAGUAUAAUGUAAGAGUGGGUAGGAUAAAAUGUAAUAGUAAUAAAUAGUGAUAAUACAAUGAAAUGCACUAGACAAAUUCCACAAAUAAGUGGCACAACGUGGCAAAUAUAUGCUGCAGCUCCACUUUUGCAUAGAAAUUAAGACCAGGGAUAGCCAACAUGGUGCCCUCCUGCUAUUUUGGACCACAACUCCCAUCAGCCUCAGUCAUCAUAGUUUAUAGAAACUGUGAGAGUUUUAGCCCCUAACAUCUGGAAGGCACCACAUUGGCUACCACAGAUCUAGACUGACUAUCUUUCAUAAAGCUGCAAUGAACAGAGUGUGCUGAAGAUCCUUGAAGAGAAGAUGGGCAACAUAAAGGGUAGGUUUGAUGAUGGCAAGUAAGAAAUAAAUAAAAAUGUUACAUUCUC